AGAAAAGUAUUAUUUGAAAGGUGUUUGAAGGUAUAAAAUAACAUAUACCUAUAUGAUGCAGUAUUCGCAUAACGUAGAAUAUAGAUGUCACGAUGACACCUAAAUCAUUAUUUUUCUCAACUACCUUAAUGGGUUCAUUAUCUAUCGUACCGAUGAUUUUUUGGUUUGUUAGUACCCAAGUGUUAUACUUUAUAUUUACUAUUGUUCGACGAAAUCAGCCAAUAUAUGCACCAAGGACAAACAGUAUGUAAAUCCGUUUGCAGUACACGAUAAUAUAAAAUAGAAUUGGCAUACAAUUUACAACCAUCAGAAAAGAAAGCGGUAUUUGACGAAAUACAAUGAGGUCAUGAAUAUCUGGAUGUUGAAGAUAUCGCCAUUGCUGUCAGUUCGUAUGGAAUAUACUACAUGGUGUUUGCAUAUUUAAGACAACAACACAACAUAGCGGAAAUUUUGCAGCAAUUAUCAACAUUUAAAAAUUUUGGGAAACCCCCUGGGUUUGAUGACCUUAACAGAAAACUGAAUUUGUUUGCAAAAGUGCUAACUAUCUGCGAGUUUGCAACUAUAGUUGCGUAUAAAAUUAUGAGAAUUGUAAAAAAAUCAGAAUGCAAAACUACUCUUGCAGAAUUAGGCUUAACCAGAUAUUACUGUGGCUUAGGAACCCCUGUAUGGAGCUGGUUCGAUCUGGAUUAUUUUCCAGUUUUUCAUUUAUUUGUUCUUUAUGGAUUUUUGUUCGCUCUUAUUCAUAGUAAAAACUGCUCCCAGAUUUCUUACCAUGUUCUAGAAAUAUCUUAUCAUGCGACUUUAAGGAUAGAUCAUUUAAAGAGUUUAAUAGUGUCAUGUUUUGACAGCAACAACCCCAAAACGUCGUAUAAAAGAUUCGAAAAGUGUGUAGCAUACCACAACGAAAUUUUGAAUUUAAUGGAGAAAAUUGAUACAACUUUUAAAUCAGUUAUGUUUGGCCACUUUGCUUUAACAGGUGCUGUUUGUGCAUGCCUGGAAAAACAAAUUAUAGACGGACACAAUGCGUUUACAGGAUUUUGUCAUUUUAUGUCAUGGAUUACAGCAAUAUUUGUUGUAUGUGUAGCGGGACAACGUGUUAUUAACGCUAGUGAAUCGGUAUCUGAUGCAUUGUGGACUUCAAAGUGGUACGAAGCAGAUAUCGUCCUUCAAAAAUGUUUACUUGUUAUGUUAACAAGAUCGCAAAAAAGUUGUACUUUAAAAGCUGGUCCUUUUGGAAUACUUUCCUACAGAUUCUUUAUUUCGGUACUUAAAACGUCUUAUUCUAUUUUGUGUGUAUUAAGUUCUUGAAUAUUCUACUACUAAGAACAAAUAACUAAGUAUAUAUAACUGCACGUGAACCUCGCGUCGGAGCCAUUAACCUUAAGGUGACUAACUGUACGGUACCAAAAGGACUAGUUUUUCCUUCAAAUGCACGCAUAUUCAGUUUUACGGAAGAAAAUAUUGAGAAAACAAUUGUUAACUUACGUAGUAUUAAUUCAGACACGAGGGGGGGGACUUGAAGGUACCCUCACGGGUCCGGCUCUGAUGAUUACACAAUAGAUAGUCAAAACAUAACAAUGCAUAUGAUGUGUGAUUUUAUGUUUGUGAUAAUCAGGACUCAGUUAACGACGCAAGUAAUUCAAUUAUACCUCAGA
Messenger RNA from Zophobas morio, 1655 nucleotides. RefSeq names its product odorant receptor 4-like. The transcript has 6 exons. Gene Ontology annotation, biological process: sensory perception of smell; detection of chemical stimulus involved in sensory perception of smell. Gene Ontology annotation, molecular function: odorant binding; olfactory receptor activity. The record is from RefSeq and is a predicted model, not a curated record. Gene Ontology annotation, cellular component: plasma membrane. Bases 406 to 1308 code for a protein of 300 amino acids. NCBI's taxonomy places the organism in Eukaryota, Metazoa, Arthropoda, Insecta, Coleoptera, Tenebrionidae.